Messenger RNA from Lineus longissimus, 1569 nucleotides. RefSeq lists its product as uncharacterized. Bases 73 to 1065 code for a protein of 330 amino acids. The transcript has 5 exons. NCBI's taxonomy places the organism in Eukaryota, Metazoa, Nemertea, Pilidiophora, Heteronemertea, Lineidae. The record is from RefSeq and is a predicted model, not a curated record.
AGAGAGUUUGCCAUAACACUACGAAGAUCACCACGACAAUUUCACUCCUGAAGAAGCAGACGAUAUUUCACGAUGAAGAUGUCCAUGAUUGUUCUACUCCUGGUCGGAGUCUCCGCCACUUUCGCCAUGCCAACCAGUACUGCUAGUCCUAAGCCGUCCAUGAAGGAUGCCGUCCGAAUGUUACUUGAGUCGAGCGAGCUCCUACAGAACUGGGGCAACACUGUCCUCGACGCCUCAAAGACUGGCCUCAAUGCUGCCAAUGUCCAGAAUCUCAUGUCAUCAGGAGCGAAUGCCCGGCAGAGAUUCCAGGAGAGUAUCGAGAAAGCCAGUGAGAUGAUGAAGAAGAACGGGCAAGAGGGAGCUCCUGCUUCUAUCUACAAGGACAUGGCUGAAGGUGCCGUCGAGAUGUUAAAGGAAGAGGCCAGGUUGGAAGUGUUUACUGAGGACGACAAGCUCGCACUGAUCGCUGGCGACAAACUUGCCGCCGAUACCAUGCGCCUGCGCAUCAACAUGCAUCUGUUCACCCGCAGCAUGGAGGUCUUGGACGGCACCGUCUCUGAACUUGAAAGUCUCCUCGCUGACGAUGUCACCGAUUCCGAUAUCGUGCAAGUGCUCCCAGAGCUGGUGGAAGAAAUCGGCAGCGAGGGAACUGCCCUGAGCAUUGUGUUCAAGGCGAUUGAGGAGAGUUUUGAAGAUGCUACCUACAUGUUGGAACCACUGAUCGAAGAGGAGACGAAAGAGGGUGAGAAGGAAGAAGAGAAGCAAGAUACGCCCAGCCGCCAACGUCGUAGCCCACGGGGAUCAUUAGGCAGGUCAACUUUCGGCAGUCGCGGAGGCUCUUUCGGAAGUCGUCGAGGCUCUUUCGGACGUAGCUCUUCCCGAGGAAUCGGCCGAUCCGGUAGCCGAUCAGGCAGCGGCUUUAGCCGGGACCUCGGUCGUGGAUGGAGCGUGGGUACAGGCGGUCUCAGCUGGUCAAACAGGCGCGGGAAUGUUCACUUCAACGCCAAGCCAACAUUCGGUGGCGGCGGAGUCGGCGCUCAUGCUGGAAUCAGAAUUGAUUUCUAAGAAGGAUGGACGAUCUGCCUUCACUGCCAGUGGUGAAUUAAGUUCACAGUGAUUUUGGACACAUUCCUAAACAUGAUAGUUUUUCAGACGUUUCAGGCAUCGUAUUACUGACUCAUUCUAUUUCCGAGACAUCUCGUAUGAACGUGGCACUGUGAUCGUAAAGAGAUAAAGACCCAUCUCUUCAUAAGAUUUUCAGGCGGUAUAAUCUUCACAGGGCCUUUGCCAAUUGGCAAUGCAGCAUUAAAUAAAAAAAGAUACACACCAUGUAAAACGCCUAUGUGGAAAUGGGUCUUUAUGCAACAAGUGUAAUGGCUUUUACCAUUUAGUCUGAUGGUAUAAAAAUAUCGUAUGUUACUCAUUUGGUUGCAAUUUUACUUCCGUUUUGUAUGUAAAUUUAUGCAAACUAUUGUGUAUGUAGUUUUAUAUCGUACAUUUUUAUUUUGUAAAUGCAUAUUCAUAAGCCCAUGAAUGCAAACUGUGAAAUAAAUAGAUAAUAAUUUGUAC